Messenger RNA from Tuber aestivum (summer truffle), 1601 nucleotides. Lineage: Eukaryota; Fungi; Ascomycota; Pezizomycetes; Pezizales; Tuberaceae. The record is from the annotation of a GenBank genome assembly.
CCCCCCGAAUACCCCCAAGCCACCACCAGACACUCAGGCGCUCUCUGUGUAUCGCUUCCGGUACUCCAGCUUUUUCUCCUCUCCAUCUCCAUUUACCCUUCUUCCCCCCACCAUCAAGUUUAUAUAUUCCCUUUCAAGCCAUCUACUCUAAAAUCACGGUAGCUAAUAUUUAUGAUCCUGCAGGUCUGCAACCGUACAGAAUAUAUCCCGGGAAUAGCGCAUCCCUUCUUGAUAAUGCUCCCGACGACAUCGACUCCCGCUGCCGGCAAAAAGAGAAUUUAUGUCGUAGAACGUAAAUACGCCCUUACCCGGUUUCUAACUUUGCCCCCCCCUCUCCCCGCUCUCCCCCUUCUCACGCCAAUUCUACGCCUCGCUCUAAUUACACCCAAGCCAUGCAAAACAAAACAAAAAAUGAGCCCAAAAUGGGAGAGCAUAAUUAGAACAAAAUCUCCUGAGGGAUUUCAAUAGUGCAAGAAAGAAAGAAGGGGGAGAAUAUGGAAAUUUUGAUUUCUACUUUUUUCCCUUUCCUCACUUCCAAACUAACGCGAGAGAACACAUUGCCUUGUCAGAUAUGGAGCCUGAAAUAGGCGCUUGGUCCACGCUAGAAUACAUCGCAAUCUCAACCGAAUCCGCGGCCUCCGGAAGCGACUUCUACCUAACGUCCGUGCCGCCCUCGCUUGCGGAAGAUCUUCCGGAAUCCUUACGCCGGUAUAUCGAUGCUCCGUUAAAGGUGACUUCUCGCGAGGUCACGCAGCUGCCAGAGAUUCACGCGGAUAGGGUUUGCCUGCUUGAUCCGCAGGCGGUAGAGGAGUUAAGUCCCGCCGAUGCGGACGUCUUUGAGGCUUUCGUUUUUGGGGGGAUUUUGGGUGUGUCGUUAAUUCCCAAAUUCUGUUGUUCCCAAUAUUAUUCUUUCUGGAAACCCCGCGUUUACCGAUUUUUUUCCGAGCCUUUUGUGUUACCAUUCAUGCUGCCGUCCCAGUUCCUGUCGCUCGCGGAGAGUGUGAUAUGCUGAUACCGUAGCAUCUUGCUGAAACAGGCGACGAUCCACCAAGAGGUACCAGUAUCCCUGAUAAAGAAACGUCCCCAAAUUUUCCCGUUCAGCCCAAAUCACUAACAAAAAAUGGGAUCAGACCGUACGGCGGAGUUAAGAAAAUAUGGGUACCAAGGUCGCCAACUAGGAAAGAUUCAAAUGACUACUGACACCGCAGUCAGAGUUACAAGGAUGGUCAUCGAAGAGCAGCGUGAUUACCUUCAUAAACCUUCAUUCAGGAGGCAGCUAGAGACUAACAAAAAGCUGCACCAUUACCACAGAACCCCUGGCCAAGAUCCCGUACGCAGACUAUCCGGAAUUGAAACUCAACAAGAAUGAGUCCACCCAGAUGCCCUUCAGAUAUGUGAAGGGUAAAGAGGGAGAACCCUAUAUGCCUGAGGUAUCCCUACCAUUCCGGUCGAGGUCGGAGAUACCAAUCAGGACGUUGAGUGCUGAUUCAAGAUACAGGGCAUGCUGGAGCUUAUCAAGGAGGACGCUGACAAAAGCUUUGAUGAUUUCUUUUAGAUAGCUAGAUAUUAUCAUACAAAUAAACAUCCACUUGUCAAAGCAC